Molecule: messenger RNA, 7418 nt
Organism: Oncorhynchus nerka (sockeye salmon)
Lineage: Eukaryota; Metazoa; Chordata; Actinopteri; Salmoniformes; Salmonidae
Product: protocadherin-15-like
Exons: 39
Coding region: 15-6668 (2217 amino acids)
Biological process (GO): cell-cell junction assembly; multicellular organism development; adherens junction organization
Cellular component (GO): adherens junction; catenin complex; plasma membrane
Molecular function (GO): calcium ion binding; cadherin binding
Source: RefSeq, a predicted model, not a curated record
UUUUGGUUGAGAAUAUGCAAAUCCAAGGCCGAGUGGAAGACCCAGGCAGAACCAUCUCUCUCUCCCUCCGAGACAACUACAACCACUGGGUCAUACUGGACCCGGUCAGACAAAGGCUGUACCUCAACAGCACCGGCAGGGCCCUCGACCGAGACCCCCCGUCCUACAUCCAUUCCAUCGUUGUCCAGGUCCAGUGCACCAAUGAGCUGGUCGGGACCGUCAUUUUACACGAGGUGCGCAUUGUGGUGAGGGAUCGCAAUGACAACGCACCCCGAUUCCAGCAGCCUCGCUACUAUGUCGCCAUAAAUGAGUUGACCCCAGUUGGCACCACCAUCUUCUCCGGCUUCACUGGGAAUAAUGGAGCCCUGGACAUUGAUGACGGCCCUAACGGACAGAUUGAAUACAUCAUCCAGUACAACCCAACUGACCCGGCGGCCAACAGGACGUUUGACAUCCCUCUCACCCUCUCCGGCUCGGUGGUCCUGAGGGAGAGGCUCAACUACGAGGAAAUCACCCGCUACCUGGUUCUCAUCCAGGCCAAUGAUCGCGCCCCGUACCCCAACGAACGGCGCACUGCCACCACCACCCUGACUGUAGACGUGCUGGACGGGGAUGACCUGGGGCCUAUGUUCCUGCCCUGCUCUCUGGUCGACAACACACGUGACUGCAGCCCUCUCACCUACCGGGUCCACAUCCUGGAGCUCACUGACCCAAGCAAAGUGAACCCUGUCAACGUGACUCCCGUCAUUCAGGCUGUGGACCAGGACAGGAACAUCCAGCCUCCGUCACAGAGGCCAGGCAUCCUCUACUCCAUCCUCAUUGGCAAGCCUGAGACGUACGUCGACUUCUUCUCCCUGAACAGAACCACCGCCGAGCUGCAGCUCCUCAAACCGCUCAUCAGGGACCUGUACAACCAUCUGCAGAAAGGGUUCUACUUGAAACCAAAAGGGUUCUACCUGGAACCCAACAAGGGUUCUUCAAAUGGUUCUCCUAUGGGGACAGCCGAAGCAGAGCAGGAUAACGGCCACCCCCUGCCUGCAUUUGCUAACCUCCACAUCGAGGUUCUGGAUGAGAACAACCAGUCACCAUUCUUCCUGGAGGCCACAUACCAGGGCUUCAUCACCGAGUCAGCACCAGUGGGUACCACAGUGUUCACCGACGCCAGCCUCACCACCCCUCUGGGGAUCAACGUUCUGGACAACGACAUUGAGGAGACGAAAGAUCCCAUGCUGCAGAUAUCCUUGGACAACUACAACACAAUCUUCACAGUGACACCUUCGGGGAUUACCCGCUACCUGACACUGCUGAAGCCCGUGGACCGUGAAGAGCAGCACAGCUACACGUUCACACAAUUUAUGGUGGCUUCUGAUGGAGUUCAGGAGAGUACUCCAGUGGCCAUUAAUAUCACAGUGAUCGAUGCCAAUGACAACACACCAACCUUUCCGAACACCUCCUACAGUGUCAAUGUUUACACAGAUAUGCAGCCUGGGGAAACAAUAUUACAGCUGACGGCUCUGGAUGCUGACGGGGGUCCCAAUGGGCUUGUGACCUACAAGAUCCUGGCGGGGGAUCAAGGACACUUCAUCAUCAAUAACCGCUCGGGAGUGAUCACCGUGGUGCCUGGCGUCUCCCUGGCCGUGGGACGUUCCUACACGCUGACCGUGAAGGCUGUGGAUAGUGGUCCGGGGUCCCAGAGGAGGAGCUCCAUCACCACCGUGUACAUUGAGGUGCUCCCCCCCAACAACCAGAGCCCCCCACGCUUUCCCCGCUUCCUCUACAGCCUGGAGGUCAGCGAGGCCAUGAGGAUCGGAGCCACACUCCUCAGCCUGCAGCACAGUAUAGAGCCUAUGCCCCACCACUCCUCGGCCUAUGCCCCACCACUCCUCGGCCUAUGCCCCACCACUCCUCGGCCUAUGCCCCACCGCUCCUCGGCCUAUGCUCCACCACUCCGCGGCCUAUGCCCCACCACUCCGCGGCCUAUGCCCCACCACUCCGCGGCCUAUGCCCCACCGCUCCUCGGCCUAUGCUCCACCGCUCCGCGGCCUAUGCCCCCCACCAUGCCCCACCGCCUAUGGCCUAUGCCUAUGCCCCACCACUCCGCGGCCUAUGCCCCACCCGCGGCCUCGCCCCACCGCUCCUCGGCCUAUGCUCCACCGCUCCGCGGCCUAUGCCCCACCACUCCGCGGCCUAUGCCCCACCACUCCGCGGCCUAUGCCCCACCACUCCACGGCCUAUGCCCCACCACUCCACGGCCUAUGCCCCACCACUCCGUGGCUGCCUAUGAAAACACACCAAGGCCCAACGUUAACUUUAUUUCUCGCAACGUGCACAGCAACGUGCAGUUCAACGUGCAGAGCAACGUGAAGUUCAACGUGCAGUUCAACGUGCAGUUCAACGUGCAGUUCAACGUGCAGAGCAACGUGAAGUUCAACGUGAAGUUCAACGUGCAGUUCAACGUGCAGAGCAACGUGAAGUUCAACGUGCAGUUCAACGUGCAGAACAACGUGCAGAACAACGUGAAGUUCAACGUGCAGAACAACGUGAAGUUCAACGUGAAGUUCAACGUGCAGUUCAACGUGCAGUUCAACGUGCAGAACAACGUGAAGUUCAACGUGCAGUUCAACGUGCAGAACAAUGUGAAGUUCAACGUGCAGUUCAACGUGCAGAACAACGUGCAGAGCCUCCUGGGCCUCCAGCUUGUGUUCCCAUACCAGGGGCCACAGGGUUGCCAUCUGAUCACUCAUGUCUACCACGUGCACCACCAAGGUUCGGUGGUGCGACGGUUGAUUUUCCCAGGCUUCUUUAGCCACUUCCAGCGGUCCUCGGGGUCAUCUCCUAAAUCGUGGAUAGAUGGGAGCAUUCCCGCAAAACUGAAAGCGAGAACCACCGCAUUUAACCAGGGCAAGAAGACUGGGAAUUUGGAAGAAUACAAACAGUGUAGUUGUUCCCCCCGCAAAGAAAUCAAGCAUGCUGAACUUCGGUAUAGGGACAAAGCUGAGUCCCAGUUCAACAGCUCAGACACCAGAUGUAUGUGGCAGGGUCUACGGAUAAUCCCAGAUUAUAAAAGGAAAACCAGCCACGUUGCGGACACCGACAUUCUGUCGGGCUGUAUCACCGCCUGGUAUGGCAACUGCACCGCCCACAACCGCAAAGCUCUCCAGAGGGGGGUGCGGUCUGCCCAAUGCAUCACCAGGGGCAAAUUUCCCACCCUCCUGGACACCUACAGCACCCGAUGCCAUAGGAAGGCCAUCAAGGACAUCAACCACCCGAGCCACUGCCUGUUCGCCCCGCUAUCAUCCGGAAGGUACACAUCGACAACAGCCACAUUCGAAGCAGCGUUACCCAUGCAGAGCAAGGGAAACAACCACAGGCUCAGAACCUCCACGGCCACUGUGAAUAUUGUGGUCACUGAUGUCAACGAUAAUGACCCUGUCUUCGAUCCGCUCCUGCCCCAAAACCUAACCGUUACAGAGGAGGAGGCCAACUGUUUUGUGGGCCAAGUAAAGGCCACAGAUCCAGACACGGGGGUUAAUGGCCAGGUGUGCUACCGACUGGUCAAUCACGCCGACCUCUUCAGGAUCAACUCCAACGGCACCAUCUCCACCGCAGUGCCUCUGGACCGAGAGGUCAGGGGUCAGUAUGACCUCAUUGUGGAGGCGGAGGACGGAGCGGUGGAGGACCCCAGGAGGACCACGCUGACUCUGUCGGUGACUGUGCUGAAUGUGGAUGAUAACAGUCCAGUGUUCUCACAACCAUCCUAUACGGUCAAUCUGCCGGAGAAUAGUCCUAAGAACACAGUCAUCCUGCAGUUUACCGCCAAAGAUGCUGACCUGGAUUCCAACAUCACCUUCCGUAUCCGGACGCAGGAGGCCAGACAACUUUUUGCCGUCAACCCAGUGACUGGAGAGCUCUCUGUGCUGCAGACGCUAGACUUUGAGACCCUGGCAGCCUCGGACCAUACCUACACCUUCGUGGUGGAAGCUCUGGACAAUGAAGAGAGCAUGCCCCCAGGCCUGGCCACUGUCACUGUAAAGAUAAUGGAUAUGAAUGACUACUCUCCAGUGUUCAGCCAGAUGGUGUACAGGGGCAUGGUAGCUCCCAACGCAGUCAAGGGGACCGUGGUCGCCACGGUACAGGCAGAGGACCUAGACCCUCCUGGCACCCCUGCCAGCCGUGUGCGUUACAGACUGGACCUGAAUGAGGAACCUUACAGUGGCAGCAUCUUUGACGUGGAUGAAGUCACAGGCAGCGUCAUCACACGAGUCAACCUCAAUGAAGAGCCCAAUCUAGUGUUUAGCCUGGUUAUUGUUGCCUAUGACGACGGGGAGCCAAUGAAAGUCAACAAGACCCUGGUGGUUAUCACUGUCCUGCAACCCUCCAUCAUACCAGUUUUCACCCAGGAGGAAUACAGAUUUCCCCCUGUGAGUGAGAAGGCUAAGGUGGGGAAGCUGGUCGGUGUCAUAUUGGCUGCAGCUGUCAAUCAAACGAUCGUCUAUUCCAUAGCGGAGGGCAACGAGGGAGGUGUGUUCAGGCUCAACAACGACACCGGGGUGAUCUCAACGGCCAAGCCCCUGGACUAUGAGGCCAACGGCAGCUACAGCCUCAGAGUGGAGGCUGACUCCAUGGGGUUGGCCGAGUCCAACCUCCGAGCGCCCUCCAAGACUAACACAGCGAGGGUGUUCAUAGAUGUUCUGGAUGAGAAUGAUCACUCUCCUGUCUUUACCAAACCCUUGUACCUGGGAGGAGUGGCCGAGGACGCCAAGACAUUCACUUCCGUACUACAAGUCCAGGCCCUGGACAAGGACACAGGGAAUUACAGCUCCAUGCAGUACAGGCUCGUUAUCCCUCCCACCACCAACGGCAAGGACGGCUUUGUCAUCGAGCCCUACACCGGUGUCAUCAAGACUGCCAUUAUGUACAGGAACAUGCGCCGGUCUUACUUCAAGUUCGAAGUGGUCGCCACUGACAAUUACGGCCAGGGGGGACUGAGCAACAAGGCAGAGGUGGUGGUAUCCGUGGUGAAUCUGCUGGAUAUGCAGGUGGUGGUGUCCAACGUUGCUCCUACAGUGGUGGAACAGAACAAGGACAAGCUCCUCGGGGUCCUGGAGCGCUAUGUGCAGGACCAGAUUCCAGGGGCCAAAGUGGUGGUGGAGUCCAUAGGACCGCGGCGGUUUGGCGACGGCUUCGAGCAAGAGGACUACUCCAAGUCCGACCUGAUGGUGUAUGCUGUUGACCCUCUGACCAACAGGGCCAUUUCACGCCAAGAGCUGUUCAAGUUUCUGGACGGGAAGCUGCUGGACAUCAACAAGGAGUUCCAGCCGUACCUGGGCCGAGGAGGGAGGAUCCUGGAGAUACGCUCCCCUGACGUGGUGACCAGCGUGAAGAAGGCCAUGCAGACCGUGGGCUACACAGAGGGGGCGCUGCUCGCCCUCGCCGUCAUCAUCAUCCUCUGCUGCAUCCCCGCCAUCCUCAUCGUCAUCAUCACCUACAGGCAGAGACAGGCGGAGUGUGCUAAAACUGCCCGGAUACAAAUGACCCUCCCUACUGGCAAAUCAGUGGUUGCUGCCACCAACAACCUGUAUGAAGAGCUGGGGGACAACACCAUGCGCGGGUAUGGACAUCAUGAGCAACAUCAGUUGCUCAGGCCCUCUCUUCUGAGACCGGAGGAGCUCUCUAUUGAGUCUGGUAUCGAUCCUGGCCAGGACUAUUACACCCAGGAUUAUUAUAAUUGUGACCAUGGGUAUGAGCUGCCUCAGUAUGGCAGUCGCAGGAAGUUGAUAUCUCCGACAGGCUUGUAUGAUGAGUACGGAGAGGUGAUUGUGGAAGACGAUGGGAGCUACUACUAUUGCAGUCCACAGGAGUCGGAUGGAGAGGUGGCCAUGCGUGGUGGGAGGAGGCCAUCUAGGUGGGGCAGAGGACCACCCCGAAGCCCCCUCAGUGGCCCCCCCAACAGGUACUUGGAGAUCUGCAGUCCCCCCGUCCCAGGCCAGUGCAGGAACCACCACCAGCACUGCUGCUACUGCAGACUCCCUUGGCCCCACCACUCCUCUACGGCUGCUCAGAAACUAAAGACAGUCAUGAAACUCUGCAAUUUCCUGUACGGGAGGAAGAAGCGGAUCAAGCUGGUGGUGGACAGGGAGUAUGAGACCAGUUCCACGGGGGAGGACAGUGCUCCGGAGCCCCAAAGGAACCGGCUGUCCAAUCUGACCAACCACAGCCACGUCAACGGCAGCGUGUACCUGGCACAGAACGGCUCGGUCAUACGCACCCGCCGGGCCGCCCACUCAAACAACAUAAAGGUCAACUCCCCAGUGCGCCUGGGCAAGCACUUUAAGAAACUAGACAAACUGGCGGUGACUCACGAGGAGAGACUGCCGCUCAACAGCCCCGUGGCGACCACGUCCUCGGCCGACAAGAACCUAAACACCCAGCCCUCCAGCGGCUCCCUGGCCUCCAGCACCACGGGAGCCGAGAGCAUUGCGUCCAAGUCCAACAUCGCCAAGGCCAGGAACGAGAGAACGUGGGACGCGGAAGAGCAGGAGUCAACAGUGGACAAUGAGGACGUGAGAGAACCUUUAGAAUCUCAGAGCGAUCGCACGUAUUCCGAUGAGGAGGAGCUAUGGAUGGGGCCCUGGAACAAUCUGCACAUACCAAUGACAAAACUGUGACUUUUGUAUUUUCACUUGUGACAAAAUGAACUUUUUAGUAUUGUCCCCAAUGACUUAAUUCAUGGCAUAAAUCUCAAUUGAAUUGCGCUUUAUUUCAGCAUUAUAUUUGCAUUUAUUUAUCAGUAACCCACUGGUUUCUUGUUAAGUGUUGCAAACGAAAGCAACAUCGCAAUUAAUUGGCUUCAUCUUAAAAAUGGUCUUCUCUCUAUUAAGCUACUGUACAUUCAUCCAAAAGUUUCUGCAACCAGUAAGCUAUUAGUUUUCCUUUAAAUACAGAAUACUAACCAUUUUGAGUUUACUUAGGAUAAAACAUGCUCUUUUCCCAAUAUUGUCACUUGUAGAAUGUUCUUUCCUAAGAGGAGUUUAUGAAAAUGUCUCGGCGACACAGAGGUGUCUUGAUCAGGGAUGCACUUGCUGUCCACGUAGGCCUUUUCCUGUGCCCCAAUCAUAAAAGUCACUCAGACCCGAAUACAGUGUUAUUUUUGUCAUUUUUAUACAGAUUGCUACAUUUUUGAGGGAUAUUUGAAAUACUAUCCUGUUUGCUGCAUACUGCAUAUUUGCCAUGUCUUGAAAUAACAAUUCUGGUUGUGGUCUGGUUUUGAAUCAAUAUUCGUAAUGGCCGUGUGAUGUUUAUAAGCACAUGAAAAACCAAUGCAGUAAUCUUUGUUCAAGUGCUGCCUUCACAAAUAUAUCAAAUAUGUCUUCAACCUAAUGAUGGAAACAGAAAUAAACAUUUCUCAUCAAACUGUU